ACGUUGCUAGGGAACGCCCGCAGACCGGAAGUGAGCUCGGCAGGCGCGGAAGCCGGGGGCCGGGGCGCCGGAGCACGGCGGGCGCGGUGACGUCCCCCGACAUGGCGUCGAACGAGUGAAGAAAGUGCCUCCCGGGUGGGUGCCGCCAGGCAGCCCGGCUCGCAGCCCCCCGCCCGCCCCCAGGAUGCGGCCGUCGCACCACUGCGGGCACCUCCUGGAGCGGCUGAACGCGCAGCGGGAGGCCGGCUUCCUGUGCGACUGCACGGUGGUCAUCGGCGAGCAGCAGUUCCGCGCCCACCGCAACGUGCUGGCCUCGUUCAGCGAGUACUUCGGGGCCGUGUACCGAGACUCCCCGCACGGCGACGUCUUCCUGGACCAGAGCCAGGUGAAGGCCGAUGGCUUCCAGAAGCUCCUCGAGUUCAUCUACACGGGCACGCUGCACCUGGACAGUUGGAAUGUUAAAGAAAUUCACCAGGCUGCAGACUUUCUCAAAGUGGAAGAGGUGGUCACUAAAUGUAAAAUAAAGAUGGAAGAUUUUGCUUUUAUUGCUAAUCCCUCUUCUUCAGAGGUAUCUAGUAUUACUGGCAACAUUGAGUUGAACCAACAGACUUGCCUCCUUACCCUUCGAGAUUUUACCCCCCGGGAAAAACCAGAAACUUCUAUUGAUUUGGUUCAGGUACAUGCUAAAAAGGUAACUUUAGAAACGAAGCCCCCUCAAACUAAAAAGAAGAAGAAGACUUUCAAUUCCCAGAAAAACGUGCAGAAUAAACCAGUGCAAUAUUCCAAUGACAUUUUAGAGAAUUCAUCUGUUGACAUGUUCUUAGAUAUAAAUAAAUUGCCUUCACCAGUAACAGAACAAGUUGCACAAGGAAAUGAUACCUCGGAACUCCAGCUGACUUCAGUUGUGGGAAAGGAUAAUUUUACAACACAAGAUAUCAUUUUGCAAACAGUGGCAAUGAAACAGAAACGGGGAAAACCCCAGCCAAACUGUGCUUUGAAAGAGCACUGUAUGUCUAAUAUAGCCAGUGUCCCAAACACUUAUGAGCUGGAAGCCUCUGGAGAAGACCUCGAUCCAAGGUACUCGAAGAACAAGCCGAUGUGCAACACUUGUGGCAAAGUGUUUUCAGAAGCCAGCAGCCUAAGACGACACAUGAGAAUACACAAGGGGGUAAAGCCCUAUGUCUGCCAACUGUGUGGAAAAGCAUUUACCCAGUGUAACCAGCUGAAAACACAUGUCAGAACUCACACAGGGGAGAAGCCAUAUAGGUGUGAGCUCUGUGACAAAGGUUUUGCUCAGAAGUGCCAGCUAGUUUUUCAUAGUCGCAUGCAUCAUGGUGAAGAAAAGCCCUAUAAGUGUGAUGUAUGCAAUUUACAGUUUGCAACUUCUAGCAAUCUCAAGAUUCAUGCUAGAAAACAUAGUGGAGAAAAGCCAUAUGUAUGUGACAGGUGUGGACAGAGAUUUGCUCAGGCCAGCACGCUGACUUACCAUGUUCGUCGGCACACCGGAGAAAAGCCUUAUGUGUGUGAUACAUGUGGGAAAGCGUUUGCAGUGUCUAGUUCCCUCAUAACUCACUCUCGGAAACAUACAGGUGAAAAACCAUACAUAUGUGGUAUUUGUGGGAAAAGUUUUAUUUCCUCAGGAGAACUCAACAAACACUUUCGAUCCCAUACAGGGGAAAGACCAUUUAUCUGUGAAUUAUGUGGAAAUUCCUAUACCGAUAUAAAAAAUUUAAAGAAGCACAAAACAAAAGUCCAUUCUGGAUCUGAAAAAACUCUAGAUUCCACUAUGGGGGAUAACACUUUUAAUGACCAAGAUCCCACGCAGAAAAGUCCAUUGUCAGAACCUCUAGAUGUGAAACCUUCUGACAUGACUUUACCAUUAACUCUUCCCCUCGGAACGGAGGACCACCAGAUGUUGUUGCCUGUAACGGAUAAUCAGUCUCCAUCAUCAGAAACGUUGUUGAGAUCAACUGUAAAUGGAAAGUGGAGACGCCAGCUAAGUCUCUCGUCUUGAUUGACUUUCACACAGAGGGAGGUGUUGAGGCUAUAAAAGAUCUUCAUGAUGAAAAUAUCCACACUUUCCUCAGAUUCUGGUGUUCUCAAGAAAAGAGAAGCUUCAGGGAGGCUGAAGACCAAAGGAGUCAAGGAGCCUUGAAGGUCGGGCAUUUCUUAACGAAGCUGAAUUGUGUGAACAGAAGACUUGGAGAAGACCUGGAACACAAAUGGGAAUGCCAUGAUGAGCAGAGGCCCAGCCUUGGAGGCCGUGCAGGGCUGAGACCAGAGUUAGGUCUAGGUCAGAAGAGGCUGUGUUACGCCGGACAAGCCUUUUUACUUGUUUGAGCCAGUAGCAAAUAAGAUUGAAGUGCUUGGCUCAUAGGGCUGGGAUCAAAUGAGGUCAUUAUAUAAAGGGCCUUGUAAAUGUCUAUUAUCACCCCUCUGAGGACUGCUAAGGAAUGAAGGAUUUCAGUAAAUGCUAAUUAGGUGCCAGUUCUCCGUAAGUUGGACCUAGAAGGAAUCUUGACGGUCACCUGGUCCAUCUCCCUUAUUUUACAGAUGAGUAAGUGGAGGGUUAGAGGCAUUCAAUAACUUCAGCUAACUGCAAGUCUAAGCUUUCUGACUCAGAAUGCAAGGCUUUUCCCUCCGCAUUGUACUGAAUACUCUCAUACAGAUUAAGAUGGUGCAUAAGAGACUCAGUCCUGGAAGAGGGUGAGGAGAGAGAGAUCCCUUUGGAGCGGGGAUGGAUGGGGAAAGAUUUCAUGGGCAUGGCAUUUGAGCUGGGUUUUGAAGAAACAGGGUUAGUGUUUCAGUAAGAGAAACAGAGACAAAGACAAAAAGUCGUGGAGAUGAAAGCUGCAAAAGACAGUGAAAACCUGGAAUAUCCUCUGAGUUACAGCAUGCUUAAGAGAACAAUAAUGAAGAAGAGUCUUUAAAAAAAUUUAAAAAUAUAUAUAAGGUUGCCAUCCAUCCAUUGAUUUUAUAUGUGAUUUCAUGCACAUAUCUGUAUAUGCAUAUACAUAUACAUAUGCUCUUUAACAGCUCAUACAUUAUCAUAUAAAGAAAAUAACACUCAGCUUUAAGUCCAAAGACCUGUGUUCAUAACCUGCCCUAUUACCACCUGUGCCAUCUAGAGCAAUCAUUUGGUUGCUUCCACUUAGAUUUAAUUGAUUUCAAUACCUUCCACUUAUUUAAUACCUAUUCUUUGCCAGGAAGUGUAUUGGCUGUAUGGAAUACAAAGACAAAAAUAAUAAGGGCAGACCCUUAACAGAACUUAACAUAGUGGGAAGCAAUUUGUGCAUUAAUAAGAAUUUGCAAAUGUAUACAAGUCACUUAGCCUCUGUGGACCUCAGUUUCCUUAUUUGUAAAAGGAGAUGAUUGGACUAGACCUCCUCCAAAGUUAUUAAAUUCUAAGUCCGUGAUUGUAUCAGUGCAGGGAAGCCACCCCCAGAUUUGAAAGAAUUAAUCUCUUGAAGUACUGUGCUGAAUUAGAUAACAUUUGCUCACAAAGUAAACAUCAGCUGACAAAACCAGCCAAGGACCAAAGUUAAGGAUCACCAUUAUUCUAGUACAGAGUUCUUGGACCACCUACCAGGAUUUUCUUCUCCUUUGGAUAGGGGUGGAUGGGUCAAAGAAUGAUUAUGGACUUCCAUUCGAUUUUGCUCUGUUUUAAAGGUAAUCUUCAGCUUGAGAUCUUAAAAUGAUUUGACUUGUGAAAAGGAAAUUUAUGAAAAUUUAUUUUUAUUCGUUUCACCACCUAGCACGGUGCCUUGCAUAAAACAACUGCUUCACAAAUGUUAGUUGAAUUGUCUUGAUCAUUUAAGGAAUUAUAAGCAGGAACAUGAUUCUGAUGAAGAGGAAUACCUCAUAGGCCAUCCAUCCUUAAGUAUGAAUCUCUGAGAUAUGAUAUUGGUGGCAAUGAUGAUGAGAUUUUGCUUGGGUGCUUCCACUCUCCAGACAUUCCUCUUCUUUUCCCAUUUGUCUUCUUUGCUCUCCUUUACUAGUCGCUAUCCAAGAAAAUUGAUGAAGGAGGAAAUCGUGUCCUUUCUGAAAGUUUAGCCUAAGGGUACAAAAUGUCAGGUUUUUGCUAAUGAAAGCAUAUUCAGAAGUUUACAGAUUUUGCCUGGUUCAAGGUAAUAUCAUUGAAACUUGCUUUCACCGCAUUUUCCCUACUCUGAAAUAUUGUAAUAUUGAUGCAAUUCCAUGAAGAAAUGCAACAUAUGACAGGAACAAACACCUUGAAUCUCUUACAUUUUUGAUGUCUCUCAGUGAAUUAUGUGAUUGUGAAGAGAAAAGAUUUUGGGCGCAGAAUCAUAGAAUUUUAGAGUUGGAAGGGACUUUAGAAGCUAUUUAACUCAGUCCAUAUUUGUACUAGAACCUUCUCUAAAAUGUAACCAAUAAGUCAUGAACAAUUUUUUACUGGAAGACUCCUGAUAAAGGACCUGCAGUACCUUCUGGGGCAGCCCAUUCUACUUCCAGGUAGCUCUCUCACCUCUUUGCACCAUUGAUCUACCGCUUCUAACCUAGGACUGAACUAUCCUGAUUGGUGACUGAGUGAACAGGGCAAACUCACAAAGCCCGCUAUUUCUAGGUGGUUUUGGAUCAGACCAGCCAGACCAUUCCUCACAUCCUUGUCUGGCUGUCCACACAGUUAGUGUGCUGUCUGCCCUGCCGCUGCCCUCUCUAGACACCAUGCCCUGGGGGGACUUGAUCCAGUCAUCUUUGGAACUUCUUUCUGCAGUCCAUCUAUCUUCUUUUUUUCUUUUUUUUUUGGCGGGGCAGUGGGGGUUAAGUGACUUGCCCUGGGUCACAAAGCUAGUAAGUGUCAAGUGUCUGAGGCCGGAUUUGAACUCAGGUCCUCCUGAAUCCAGGGCCAGCGCUUUAACCACUUCGACACCUAGCUGCCCCUGUCCAGUCCAUCUAUCUUGAUUGUUGAGCUCAAACUCACAUCGUGCACCACAUCAUAGCCACUAUACCAGAUCAUCCAGCCUCUCUGCUUCACAGCCCAGCCACCCAUUCCAGCUGUCUCCUUGACAAGACCAGCUGAGCACAUGCUGCUUCUUUACCAAUGGAAGGCUCUAGUGACUGCAAGAACACUCCAUGACAAGAGGCAGAGGCUGUUUCUGUCCAGGUGUAUGAAUGAGAACAGAGGAAAGAACUACACAGGGUACUAAGCAUGGGACGUAAUGACUCUGAAGGAAAGGGCACUGAAACCCAACUGGAGCCAAUCCUGUCUCCUUCAGAGUAUUGGGCAGAAACCCAGACUACUGAACCCUGUAUAUCCCAAUAUAAGGAAGCUGAGUCUGUCUUUCAGGCUAGCCUUAAAGAUCUACUCUGCAGCAAAGGAAGGUCUUGAAAGUAAGUGAUGGAACAAGACCAAAAAAAAAAAAGGAUUGACAUACCAAAGGCAUUAAGAGAAAAGUUCCACCCACUAUUUGUUUUUCCGUUGCCCUUUUGAGUCACUUUAGCUAUGUUUCUUUGUUCUUUUUUUUUUUUUUUUUUUUUUUUUUUUUUUUGGUGUUUGUGUGAGGCAAUU
Dromiciops gliroides (monito del monte) is the source of this 5530-nucleotide messenger RNA. RefSeq names its product myoneurin (gene MYNN). Lineage: Eukaryota; Metazoa; Chordata; Mammalia; Microbiotheria; Microbiotheriidae. The transcript is spliced from 9 exons. The record is from RefSeq and is a predicted model, not a curated record. Bases 185 to 2014 code for a protein of 609 amino acids. Gene Ontology annotation, biological process: regulation of transcription by RNA polymerase II. Gene Ontology annotation, molecular function: DNA-binding transcription factor activity, RNA polymerase II-specific; protein binding; RNA polymerase II cis-regulatory region sequence-specific DNA binding. Gene Ontology annotation, cellular component: nucleus.